Salvelinus namaycush (lake trout) is the source of this 4724-nucleotide messenger RNA. Its product is annotated as transmembrane protein 132E-like. The transcript has 9 exons. Bases 1 to 3186 code for a protein of 1061 amino acids. NCBI's taxonomy places the organism in Eukaryota, Metazoa, Chordata, Actinopteri, Salmoniformes, Salmonidae. The record is from RefSeq and is a predicted model, not a curated record.
AUGUCAGACCCCUUAAGAGCGUUUGCAGGUAAAGUAUCCCCGACUAGCUCAGAUGCUCUCUUGAGAUCUUCGGCAGUCACCCCCACUCCCACCCCUCCGGACAUCUACCUUCCCGCCAACUUCAAGCUUUCCAACGCCCAGCUGGCCUUCUUCCUGCGAGAGACCAGGUCCUCGGGCCAAAGCAACGGUAGCCCCGCCAACAAACACCCUCUCCAGCGUUCCGAGAGCUUUGUGGUCUUCCAGACCAAGGACUUUCCCGCCGUUAACAUAACCUUCGGCCCGUUCACCCAGGACCAGAGCCUAUCCAAGGACCUCCUCCAGCCCUCCAGCCCUCUGGACAUCCUCGGGCGGCUAACGGUCAACUGGAAGGUCCGGGCCUUCAUCGUCCAGUCGAGGGUGUUAUCUAGCAACCCCGUGGUCCAGGUGCUCUUCUACAUCGCCGGUCGCGACUGGGAUGACUUCAAGGUCCAGGACAAGCUGCCCUGCGUCAGGCUCCACGGCUUCCGGGAUGUGCGCGAGAUCAAGACGUCAUGCCGCCUCCGGGGGAACCUUGCCCAGUGCUUGGCCCAGCUGGAGUUGCCCCCCACCUGGUUCAACACCAAUGUGGCCCCUCUGGGACGCAGGAAAAGCUCCAGCGACAGCCUGGUCCUGGAGCUGAGCGGGGAGUCCCUCCAGGCCGAGCUGUACUACACACUCCAUGACCCGGACAGCGGAGGGGAGUGCGGCGAGAGCUCGGGCCGCAGAGGAGGAUCACGGGGCGAGCCUCCCUCUCAACAUCCCCUCCUCCGCAUUGGUAGCAUCAGCCUGUACCAUUCCAGCCAGAAGCAGCUGGUGGUGGACAAGCAGCUGGAUAAGAACAUGUUCCUGAGGUUGCCUGAGAAGUCGCUGAAGCCAGGAGAGACCCUCAACAUCUUCCUCUACCUGGUGCCCAAUUCCACAGUGGAGCAGUUCACCCUCAAGGUCAAGGCAAAGAAAGGGGUGAAUCUUCUACAAACCAAGUCAAAGAAUGCCCAGUGGACUGUGGACUGGGAGGUGCAGUCCGGGGCAAAGCAUUCCAUCACCACCAUCAACGUGAACAAGAACAAAGGAGUACAAGCCGGGGAUGCGCUGGCCAAUAUCGAGGUGAUGCAACUGGACUUUGAGAUGGAGAACUUCACCAGCCAAUCGGUCACCAGGAGGAUCAACUGGAACAUCGACUACCGGGGCCAGAACCCGCCUCCGGACUCAGAGAAGGUGGUGACUGAGUUGACCGUGGUGCAGAAGGACAUUCAGGCUAUCAUCCCACUCUCCAUGGACACCGAAAUCAUUAACACUGCGAUACUGACUGGCCGAACCGUGGCCAUUCCCGUGAAAGUGGUCUCCAUUGAAAUGAGUGGAGUCGUGACUGAUGUAUCAUCCUUCGUAGAAUGCAAGUCCUCUAACGAAGACAUUGUGAAGGUGUCCAUGAAUUGUGACUAUGUGUUUGUGAACGGGAAGGAGACACGGGGCUCCAUGAACGCCCGGGUCAUCUUCAGCUAUGAGCACCUCAGUGCCCCCCUGGAGCUGACCGUGUGGGUGCCCAAACUCCCCCUCCAAGUGGAACUGUCCGACAGCAACCUGAGCUUCAUCAAGGGCUGGAGGGUACCCAUUCUUCCUGACCGCAGGAGCGCCAGAGACAGUGACGUGGAUGACGACGAGGACGACCGGCGGGUGAGUCGGGGCUGCACCCUGCAGUACCAGCGCACCCUGGUCAAGGUGCUGACCCAGUUCCACACCACCUCCACCGAGGGCACCGACCAGGUCAUCACCAUGCUGGGGCCCGACUGGCAGGUGGAUGUGACCGACCUGGUGCAGGACUCGCUGAAAGUGGUCGACCCCAGGAUAGCUGAGCUGGUGGACCGCACUGUGCUGGUGGGCCUGGAGCUGGGGUCCACUGUACUGAAGGUGGAGUCUCCACUCGCCGUGGAGGCCAUGUUGGGAGAGACGCUGUUUUCCGUCACCGACGAGAAAGUCUCCAUCUUGGAACUUCGCGUCCAUGCUAUCUCUGGACUUGCUCUGUCAAUACAGCCCAGCCCUGGCAACAGUCACACUAUGGUUGCCAAGGCAACUGGCCUGCAGACACUUACUGCACCAAAGCAGGAGGCCAGCUUGUCCAUCUGGCUUUACUACAGCGACAGCACCGCAUCGCCUCUGACCUUCUUCGACCCCAAGGACUACAAUCUCAAUGCUUCCACGCUGAACGACAAGGUGGUGUAUGUAUCCCAGGAGCCUCAGCAGCGCUGGCCAGUGGUGGUGGCAGAGGGCGAGGGCUCCGGGGAGAUUGUGCGCAUGGAGAUGACCAUCUGUGAGGCCUGUCAGAAGACCAAGCGCAAAAGCAUCAUCGCUUCGGCCCCUGUGUACGUGAAAGUCCGCUUCGGACCGGAGGAAGACUCAGAGGAGGAAAUGGAGAUUGAAAUCGAGCCAGCCCAUGUCACCAGGCAGCCAGUGGUGGACUCCAACAUCGGUGGUGGAGGCUUCGAGCCGUCCAACGAGCAGCCGGCGAGCGUUCCCAUCGACUACACCAACUUCCCGACCAUCAGCAACCAAGAGAGGCCCACCGAGGGAGAGGAAGAGGAGGAAGACGAUGACUUCAUCCACGCACCCCGCAGUAUGACCGACCUGGAGAUCGGCAUGUAUGCCCUACUGGGCGUCUUCUGCCUUGCCAUCCUGGUCUUCCUCAUCAACUGCAUCGUGUUCGUUCUCAAGUACCGCCACAAGAGAAUCCCCCCCGAGGGCCAAGCCAACAUGGACCAUUCCCACCACUGGGUUUUUUUAGGGAACGGACAGCCCUUGAGGGCCCAGAGUGACCUUUCACCCCAGACAGUGGAGAACCCCAUCAACCCCAUGGAGGGGUUACAGACUUGUUGCCACGGGGACCACCACAGCAGCGGCAGCUCCCAGACCAGCGUUCAAAGCCAGGUCCAUGGGAGGGGUGACGGCAGCUCCGGGGGCUCCACCAAGGAACACGGCGAGGAGGCCAGCUCGCCCACAUCCAAGCGCAAGCGCGUCAAGUUCACCACCUUCACCACGCUCCCCACAGAAGACAUGCCCUACAACUCUAUCCCCAUCGCAGAUGAAGAGGACAUUCAGUGGGUCUGCCAGGACAUGGGCUUUCAGGACCCAGAGGAAUUGCAUGACUACAUGCGCAGGAUAAAGGAAAUAGCCUGAAGGGGCGGCUGUUAAGAAGCCUUGGAGCUUUCUAAAAAUACUUUCCUUUCUAUUUUUCUCUUUUUCACUUUAUUGACAACUUUUCACAAACAAAAACCAUGGCCAACUACUCUUCUGUUUUUGUUUGGGUUCUUUUUUUUUCUUUGCACAGUGCUGUUUCCCGUACACACUCACUUUUUUUGGAAGUCGCAAAAACAAUUGGAAAGUCAAAGACUGGACUAAAGGAUUUUAAACGCUAGUGAAAUGGCUUUGUGUGGAUGUCCUUUCUACAGAGGUAGGGGAGUACACUCUCAAAUGGAAUUAGAAGCUUCAGUCAUGAGCACUGUUUUGGAGGAUGGAUUUGAAGUUCUCUGUCACUGUUGCUGAGGGUUAGUUAGCAGACAGGAGUGUUUUUAGCGGGACGGGUUGGGUCUUGGCUCUGUGUUUGUCGGUUUAUCCAAACUCCAAGUACCUUUUCCAACAAGGAGGCCUUUGAUGUGCAGAUUACAUUUCAAAGAAACCGUUUUUGGGACGCAUGGUUUUAGGCCAACAUGGGACAACAUGAUGGACAACCAAUUGUCAAAGACGCUCAUUAAAAACCAUAUUACGGAUUUCUUUUUAUCUUACCAAAGUAGGGAAGCAUUCGUCAAUGGCAAAACCUCCUUCUUUGUUCUUGGUACAGCACAUACUAUGGUUUCAUUCAAUGUCAUUACCGUACAUUUUGCUACAUUUCAUACAUAGUCCAAGUCAGUGCCCUACUACUGGUUUCAUACACUAUCCUGAUUAAGUCUAAUGCCUUAGAAUGGGUUAUAGAAUGGGUUUCACUGAUCACAACUGAUUUCAAUGCUGACAUCCUGUUUGCACACUUUGGGUUAAGGGGCAGUGCAGGGGGCAAUUAUCCAAAAUGCUACAACUGGUCAAAGGUUUAGUUAUAUUGGAAAAGACAAGAGCUUGUACGUAUAUCAUGAAGUAAACAAUCUCCAAAAUUCUUUGCAUGAAAGGAGAUACUGAGGCACAAUCAGCAAUUUUCCAAAUUUAUAGAUGUUUAAAUUUGUAAAUUAUUAUCUAAUCAUACCUAGACAAUACUAAAGGACAUAUGUUAUCAUGCAUUACAUGCAUGCCGUGCCAGACCUGCCUACUACAGCCCUUCCUCAUAUGUACAUACCAUGGCCAGCUGAGGUCCUCUUCAGCAACAACAUUACACUGAACUAGUUAUCAGGCAGAAAAGGGGGGAAGUGUUGUGUGCUGGGAACAUGUUGGCCCAUCACUGUAACCAUAGUGUUUCCUCUGCAGUUUUUACUAUGAUUUCCCACUGUACACCGAGGCCCUAAGAAUUACAAUGAAAGAACUCUCAUCCCGACAAAAGAUUUUGCAGCAGAAAUCAUUCCAUUUCCUUUUUUUCUUCUUUUUAAAUUAUCGUCAACUCGUGUAAUCAUGACCCAAUUGAACUUAAUUUCUUUCUUUAAAUGUUUUGGAUUUGUGUGUAUUGUUUUGUAUUGUUCGGUAUUACUGCACUGUUGGAGCUAGAAACAUAAGCAUUUCGCUGCACCUGCGAUAAC